AUGGUGAUCAAAGUCUUUGUAGCCACAUCUUCGGGGUCUACAGCGAUCAAAAAGAAACAGCAAGAAGUAGUGGGCUUUUUAGAGGCCAACAAGAUUGACUUUCAGCAAAUGGACAUAGCAGGUGAUGAAGACAACAGGAAGUGGAUGAGAGAGAAUGUCCCAGGUGAAAAAAAGCCUCAAAAUGGAAUUCCCCUCCCUCCACAGAUCUUCAAUGAGGAGCAGUAUUGUGGGGAUUUUGAAUCCUUUUUCUCUGCUAAAGAAGAAAAUAUUAUUUAUUCAUUCCUGGGUCUUGCUCCUCCUCCAGGCACAAAGGAGACUGAAAAGUCUGAUGCCGCGGAAGAAACUGAGGCACACACAGAAGACAAGGCAGAUGAAGGGGCUCAUGAAGAGGCUCAGUCUGAUCAGUCACCAUCAGAAGAUCAACAGGAAAGCAAGGAAGAACAUGCAGCAACAGGGGUAUACUUAACCAUGAAGAAGAAGAGAAGCAGGACGAGGGAGAAGAAAAGGAAGAGGUAGAGGAGCAAGAAGAGUCUUAGUACAGUUCCCUAUGACACAUUCUUUCUUGAACAGGUUUUCAGGAAGCACAAGCUGGAGCAGCCCCACCAAAGAAAAUAAAAUCACUCUCUCAAGCAAACCAUCACUACCUUUCAUGCCUGUAGACAUAUGAACAUAUAA
Messenger RNA from Nipponia nippon (crested ibis), 675 nucleotides. Lineage: Eukaryota; Metazoa; Chordata; Aves; Pelecaniformes; Threskiornithidae. The record is from RefSeq and is a predicted model, not a curated record.